Tricharina praecox is the source of this 1564-nucleotide messenger RNA. RefSeq lists its product as uncharacterized. The transcript has a single exon. Bases 218 to 1327 code for a protein of 369 amino acids. The record is from RefSeq and is a predicted model, not a curated record. Lineage: Eukaryota; Fungi; Ascomycota; Pezizomycetes; Pezizales; Pyronemataceae.
GGUGAGAUCAUCAUUGAGGGGCUCAAAGCACCGAUCUGAGUUUGUGGUUACAACGAGUAUUAUAUAUUCAGCACUGCGGCCUUGGAUAUGGAACUUUCUUCAUCACUCAAGGCACAUCGAUUCGUUCUCCACCACCUCCUCCUCCUUCAGAGUUGUCAGGUCUUGGGUUACAGAAGAUAUACCUAGUUCAUUCUCAGCCUAUCCAAGGGAUUCGAAGAUGCAUCACUUCUCCGCCCUCCUACCAGCACUUCUGCUGUCGCUGCUCGCAACGACAGCACUCGCAUCCCCCCGACCGAACCACGACAAUCCUCGUAUCAGCUACCGUACCGUCACUGUCACGAGGCAUGCGCCAGCAAAGACGGUGGUGAACACCCGAUAUGCCACUACUACCGUCACUCGCUACGGCCAAGGCCCGGGCCGUACCGUCACGGUUACAGUUCCGACAACGAGGACGGUAACAGGAGGCGCAAUCACAGUCACCCACACCAGCACGGUAGUGAAACCGGCGACGACGGUGGAGGUGACGCAGACACAGCAGAUCACCCGCACGGAGCAUCUGACCGCGACCGAAACCGAAUCCAUCUCGGUCACCGCAACCGCCACCGAGUCGGUUACAGUGACCCAGUCUGCUUCUACCAUCACGGAAUCCGCUACGGUUACCGACACCGAGUCCAUUACGGUAACCCAGUCUGCUUCCACCAUCACGGAAUCCGCUACGGUUACCGACACCGCCACGAUCACCGACACGGCCACGGUCACCGACACAGCCACCGAGACUACGGCGUUGACGGCAACUGAAACAUCCGUCUCCUCGUUCACCACGACUGCCACGGAAACCACCACCGUUACUACCACCUCCGAAUCCGCGGCCCAAUGCACUAACACAUCUCCACUGAGAGACCCCGGCUUCGAUAAACUAGCAGAGUACUGGGACUUCUCGACUAGUACUGCCGGUGGUACGUUGCGACGGGCGUCCGACUCAAAUGCCCGCAGCGGCAUCCUCGUGCUCUGGUCUUCUCUACCCGCGUCAAUCAACGGUGUCCAUAUGAUCCGUCAAGCGAUCGCCGUGUGUCCCGGUGCCACAUACCGCUUCAGUGCGUGGACGCGCCAACUAAGCGCCACCUCUCAAAUGAUCGCGACUUUCGUCAUCAAUGGGAAUUUGGUAGCCAGGACAACCGCUCCGGUGAUGGCCUGGACUGAGGUCACUGGGACCUGGACAGCACCUUUGGCGGGGAGUGGCGCGGCCCUCUUUGGGAUUCAGUUUUCGGGCCCUACUGCAGUGACAAGGGAUAUGAUAGUCGAUGAUGUUGUGCUGCAGAUGGUGUAGUAGUUCUCUUGGAAGCAAAGGUUGGCGGAUGAGAGCUAGGAUGCAGGAGGAAAAUGGGGGAUGCGAGAGGGACUCAGUAAUACAUAUUUGCGGGAGGAGAUGGGGGGAGAAAGGGAUUUAGCAUACAACAGGCCCAGGGCUGUUGAUAGGUUUUAUUUGGGACAAACAAUUUGCCUAUGUAACUACAUUAAGUACUUACAUACAUACCUACAUACAUCAUAAUACAUAAGUACCUAU